Messenger RNA from Vespa crabro (European hornet), 1145 nucleotides. Its product is annotated as sin3 histone deacetylase corepressor complex component SDS3. The transcript is spliced from 8 exons. The record is from RefSeq and is a predicted model, not a curated record. Gene Ontology annotation, cellular component: Sin3-type complex. NCBI's taxonomy places the organism in Eukaryota, Metazoa, Arthropoda, Insecta, Hymenoptera, Vespidae. Gene Ontology annotation, biological process: negative regulation of transcription by RNA polymerase II. Gene Ontology annotation, molecular function: histone deacetylase binding. The coding region runs from base 17 to 1000 and encodes 327 amino acids.
UAAUUUUGAUGAGACAAUGUCGUAUCAAAAUUCACCGUUUUCAACGAUGUACACCCAAGAAGAUUAUGACAUCGACGAAGAUAAUGAGGAAUACGUCGAGGAAGAUCGUGAUGCGGAGGAACAGGACGAUAGCGAUGAAGACACGGAAGAAGCUAGCGAGACCGACAUGGGAAAAUCCGAGGAAUAUACGGAAAUAAAAGAACAGGUAUAUCAAGACAAAUUAGCCAAUUUAAAGAAGCAGUUGCAACAACUAAAGGAUGGCACUCAUCCGGAAUAUAAUCGCAAACUAAAACGCUUAGAGGCACAAUACAAAGAGAGGUUGCGCCUCAAUAUAAUCUAUAGAGAUUAUUUAACAGAAUGGGUCGAGAGAGAUUACAUACUUGAGAAGAAAGCAGCCGCUAAAGAAUUUGAGGAAAAGAAAAUAGAUUUGAAAGAAAACUUACUGACUGACAUGGAAGAGAAAAGGAAAAUGAUAGAAUCUGAUCGUCAUACAAUGGAACUUACGGGGGAUUCGAUGGAGGUAAAGCCUGUAAUGACGAGAAAAUUACGUAGACGGCCAAAUGAUCCAGUACCUGAAAAAGUUGAAAAACGUAGAAAGCCACCUCCUGCACAAUUGAACUAUCUAUUGGAUGAAAAAGAAAUAGAAAGUGAUUUGAAGGCUAUUAGUCGGGGUAAAAUUUUAACGACAAUAAGGAAACCAGUAGUGCUACCGCAUUACAACACGGUAAAUAUACAAUCUCAACAUAUUUCGCCGUCUACCGACGCAUCUCUAGUGGAAACAAGGAUAGAAGGCGGAAAACUCUUAUACGAAAGAAGAUGGUUCCAUCGUGGACAACCGGUAUAUGUAGAGGGACAAGACUUGACAAGAUUUGCAGCAAACAUAUCAGCGAUCGGGACAGAAGCUAUAUGGGUGAAAAAAAUCUCGGAUGGAAGCAAAGUCAGGAUUUACAUAUCACAACUGAGCCGUGGCAAGAUUUCUAUAAAACGCCGAGCAGCGUGACUCUUCAAUGGCAUUCGCAUAUAUAUGCAUAUCUAUGCAUGCGUGUAUGUAUGUAUGUAUGUAUGUAUGUAUGUAUACGUAUGUUUGUAUAUAUACCGCUCUAUGAUUUUAAUUGUCAAAUAAUGAUCAAACUUGUGAUAUAUUA